Molecule: messenger RNA, 1323 nt
Organism: Colletotrichum graminicola M1.001
Lineage: Eukaryota; Fungi; Ascomycota; Sordariomycetes; Glomerellales; Glomerellaceae
Product: A49-like RNA polymerase I associated factor
Exons: 3
Coding region: 1-1323 (440 amino acids)
Biological process (GO): nucleolar large rRNA transcription by RNA polymerase I; transcription elongation by RNA polymerase I; RNA polymerase I preinitiation complex assembly
Cellular component (GO): RNA polymerase I complex
Molecular function (GO): DNA binding
Source: RefSeq, a predicted model, not a curated record
AUGUCGGACGCAAACGGACGGAAGAGAAAGCGGGAUCUGGAUCGCCCAUCCAAGUCCAAGAAUAAGCUGGCCACCGAGCUCUCCAUAGUAUCCGUUUCCUCGGUCCUGAGGCCUCAACUCUGCCCGCCUGUCAUAGCGUCUGCUCCUGGAGUUCGGUUACCUAGAAGCGUCCCCUUCAGCCCGUACGUCAAACAAGAUAUUUCCUCUAGCAAACGGCGGCAGAAAGUCCCCGCAGUGUCACAGGAUCUCGUCCUGCACUCUACCAGUCACCAGACCAUGGACUACACGGCGAGAGAAGACGGCAUCAGCGACAGCCAACAGGCUCUAAAGCACUACGUCGGCAUUUAUGACCCCAACACGGGUGCGCUGCAGGUGGUAGAAGCGAAGAAGAUGGUGGUUCGUGGUGUGGCUAGGGCUAAGCAUGCCUCUGAGGAGGCCAUGAGAGCACCUGCAGAUAACCAAAGUUACUACGACCAAAAGAAGGAUCUCGGUCAGACAUUCGGUACCAAGAAGGCCAAGAAAGCCAUCGAGUCCGUCGCUCUCAAUGCCAUCGACCCCAACAAGAGCAGGGACAGCGCGCCGAAGAAGCUCGACGCCGCCUCCAAGGCCAUCAUGCAGGAGAUCGGCGGUGUCACAGCGAACAUGACCUCGCGCGAGCAGUUGCAGGCGGCCGUCGACAAGGCCAAGCCCGUGCCCAGGCCCAACCUCGAAGCCGAAGCCAUCCAGGACGUUUACGACCCCGACGAGUUCAUUGGCCGCGAGGUACUUGCGGCCGUACCCAUCAAAGACUGGGUUGAGCCGACCAAGAGUGGUGAGGAGGUCCUGUGCUACUCACGGCAUGUGGCGGCGCGGGUUAAGAAGGUGGCCGACUCGGGCAGCGUGUCCAAGAUGCGGCUGCUGCGCUACUUCUACUUCCUCUUCACCUUCUACACGAUGGCGACGCCGGGCAAGCAGCGCGGCACGAAGCGCAUCCCGCCGCGCGACAAGCUCAAGGAGCGGCUGUCGCCGGCGCCUCAGGUUGUCAUUGAGCACAUCCGGCGCAAGUUCUCGGACGGCGGCGAGAUGCGUAAGUUCCACAUGGACAUGCUCAUUACGCAUUGCUGCGCGCUCGCGUGCAUCAUCGACAACUUCGAGGUUGACACCUCACUGCUGCGGCAGGACAUGCGCCUCGACCAGAAGGAAAUGAACAACUACUUUUACGAGAUCGGCGCAAAGGUCAAGCAGGUCGCCACCAAGGAGCCGGGCAAGGCCGCGCACGUCGCCAAGCUCGCGCUGCCUCUCAACUUCCCCAAGCUCAGAUCAGUUGCGCCGAAGCGCCGUUAG